This is a messenger RNA of Chionomys nivalis (European snow vole), 648 nucleotides long. RefSeq names its product nascent polypeptide-associated complex subunit alpha-like. Gene Ontology annotation, cellular component: nascent polypeptide-associated complex; cytoplasm. Gene Ontology annotation, biological process: protein targeting to membrane. The transcript has a single exon. NCBI's taxonomy places the organism in Eukaryota, Metazoa, Chordata, Mammalia, Rodentia, Cricetidae. Bases 1 to 648 code for a protein of 215 amino acids. The record is from RefSeq and is a predicted model, not a curated record.
AUGCCUGGCGAAGCCAUAGAAACCAUCCCUGCCACAGAGCAGGAGCUGCCACAGCCCCAGGCUGAGACAGGGUCGGGAACAGAAUCUGACAGCGAUGAAUCAGUACCAGAGCUCGAGGAACAAGACUCCACACAGACAGCCACACAACAAGCCCAGCUGGCAGCAGCAGCUGAAAUUGAUGAAGAACCAGUCAGUAAAGCAAAGCAGAGCCGGAGUGAAAAGAAAGCAAGGAAGGCUAUGUCCAAGCUGGGUCUUCGGCAGGUUACAGGGUUUAUUAGAGUUACUAUCCGGAAAUCUAAAAAUAUCCUCUUGGUCAUCACCAAACCAGAUGUCUACAAGAGCCCGGCUUCAGACACCUACCUCGUAUUUGAAGAAGCCAAGAUUGAAGAUUUGUCUCAGCAAGCACAGUUAGCAGCUGCUGAGAAGUUCAAAGUUCAAGGUGAAGCUGUUUCAAACAUUCAAGAAAAUACUCAGACUCCGACAGUACAAGAGGAGAGUGAGGAGGAAGAGGUUGAUGAGACAGGUGUGGAAGUUAAGGACAUAGAAUUGGUCAUGUCACAGGCGAAUGUGUCCAGAGCAAAGGCAGUCCCAACCCUGAAAAACAACAGUAAUGAUAUUGUAAAUGCUACUAUGGAAUUAACAAUGUAA